Cynocephalus volans (Philippine flying lemur) is the source of this 5335-nucleotide messenger RNA. It is a transcript of the gene HYCC1, whose product is annotated as hyccin PI4KA lipid kinase complex subunit 1. Gene Ontology annotation, biological process: protein localization to plasma membrane; phosphatidylinositol phosphate biosynthetic process. Gene Ontology annotation, cellular component: plasma membrane. The record is from RefSeq and is a predicted model, not a curated record. Bases 181 to 1746 code for a protein of 521 amino acids. Lineage: Eukaryota; Metazoa; Chordata; Mammalia; Dermoptera; Cynocephalidae. The transcript has 11 exons.
GGAGGGGGAAGAUGGCUCGCCCGGACCCGUUCUGCUAGGAAGAAGGGGGCAGGUGGGGGUGCUUCUCCGGAGAAAGCAGAGCAGCCGCCGUCGCUGUCGCUGCGAGCCGCACACGUAGAGGUCCUGCAGGUGGAGCUCCGGGAGCCGCUCUGGUUGACGGUUUAGAACAGAUGUGGAAAGAUGUUCACUUCAGAGAAAGGGGUUGUGGAGGAAUGGCUGUCAGAAUUUAAGACACUACCAGAAACAUCAUUACCAAAUUAUGCCACAAAUUUGAAAGACAAGAGUUCUUUAGUUUCAUCUCUCUAUAAAGUGAUCCAGGAGCCACAAAGUGAGUUGCUAGAACCUGUCUGUCACCAGCUCUUUGAAUUCUAUCGCAGUGGAGAGGAACAAUUGCUUCGAUUUACACUGCAGUUUCUCCCAGAACUGAUUUGGUGCUACCUUGCAGUCUCAGCUAGCAGAAAUGUGCAUAGCAGUGGAUGCAUUGAAGCUCUUCUUCUAGGGGUUUACAAUUUGGAAAUUGUUGACAAACAGGGACAUAGCAAAGUAUUGAGUUUUACAAUCCCAUCUUUAUCCAAACCGUCUGUAUAUCAUGAACCGUCCAGCAUUGGGUCCAUGGCUCUGACUGAGAGUGCACUAUCCCAGCAUGGUUUGUCAAAAGUUGUGUACAGUGGACCUCAUCCUCAAAGGGAGAUGCUGACAGCACAGAAUAGGUUUGAAGUGUUGACAUUCCUUUUGUUAUGUUACAAUGCUGCUUUAACCUACAUGCCCAGUGUUUCUCUUCAAUCACUGUGUCAAAUUUGUUCAAGAAUCUGUGUUUGUGGAUAUCCUCGACAACAUGUAAGAAAAUACAAAGGUAUAAGUAGCAGGAUACCGGUUUCUUCAGGAUUCAUGGUGCAAAUGUUAACAGGGAUUUAUUUUGCUUUUUAUAAUGGAGAAUGGGAUCUAGCUCAAAAAGCACUGGACGAUAUUAUAUACAGAGCCCAGCUAGAAUUAUAUCCAGAGCCACUGCUGGUUGCUAAUGCAAUAAAGGCUUCAUUGCCUCAUGGUGCCAUGAAAUCUAGUAAGGAAGGUACAAAGUGUAUUCAAGUUGAAAUCACACCAACUUCCUCUAGAAUAUCUAGAAAUGCAGUAACCAGCAUGUCAAUAAGAGGUCAUAGGUGGAAAAGACAUGGAAAUGCAGAAUUAACAGGUCAAGAAGAACUGAUGGAGAUAUCUGAAGUUGACGAGGGAUUUUAUUCCAGGGCUGCGUCUAGUAUGAGCCAGUCGGGUUUAUCAAACAGUAGUCAAAAUUGUAGUAACAAGACAAGUGUAGGAAAGAACCAGAGACGGUCGGGAGGAAGCAAAACUGGAGGAAAAGAAAAAGAAACUACAGGGGAAUCUUGCAAAGAUCACUUUGCUCGAAAACAAACUCAGAGAGCCCAAAGUGAGAAUCUCGAGCUUCUCUCUUUGAAGAGACUUACUUUAACAACCAGCCAAUCCCUGCCUAAACCCAGCAGUCAUGGCUUGGCUAAGACUGCAGCAACUGUAUUUAGUAAAUCCUUUGAACAAGUCAGUGGUGUCACAGUCCCACAUAACCCAUCGUCUGCUGUUGAUUGUGGGACUGGGACAGAUGCCAGUAGGUUUUCCGCUUGUAGUCUUCAAGAAGAAAAGCUUAUUUACAUUUCGGAGAGAACUGACCUUCCAAUGAAGCAUCAGUCAGGUCAGCAGAGGCCUCCUAGUAUUAGCAUUACUCUGUCCACAGAUUAGUUUGUAACAUAUUUUUCUUCUGUAACCAGUGAAUCUGAAAGUACGACUUUGCUUCUUUAUGAAAGUGCCCAGGUCUUUCAUCCGUGUUGCUGACAGGAGCCCUGAUGUUUUCAAUUCUGAAGGUCCCCUUGACUGUAUGAAGGAAGUAAUGUCUAGGUUGCAAUAAGUUGAAAUAUGGCUUGUUAUUUCUUGGCUGUGUUUUAAACCCUUGGUUUGAGGUUUUUUUCCCCCACUCUCUUUCUUAUUUGUUACUAUUGCCCUAAGAUUGUCAGUGUGGCAGUAAAUUUUGGCAGGUUGUCUGAUUAAGUUGGUUACAUCUCAUGUGAGGUUGUGAGUUUUUUUUAAUAACUCCUAUUUUAGUAGCUGUGUGUUUGGCCUUCGGAGUUGUAGGAAGUCUCCACGUAUGGGAACUGUUUUAUAAAGAAUGGGGAAGAGGCGCAACUCCAGGAAUUCUACAGCUGGCCAUUCAGCAAGCUAGUCUGAAAAACAGGCACAUAAGAAGAAAAAAACAAUGUGUAUGAAAAGUGCCUAUUAAAAUGUUUGUAACCAGAUUAUCUUUAAGAUUAGAACAGAUUGUUCAAAUCCCUGGAAAAUGUCUGGUAAUUCAGUACCUAGAAUAUUAUAUAAUUCCAGGGCAUGGGUAGGGGCAUAUCUGUUACCAUCUUUGGAACAUUUUUUAUAUCAAAAAUCAGAUAGCUGGUAGGUGUGUUGUUUUGAAGUGUUUGAUCUGGAUUUAGCAGGUGAGAAUCCCUUUCAAUUCCUAAGAUGUAAUAGGCUACAAAGCUGAUUUACCUGCUGUCUUUGGAAAUUCUACUUAGUUUGGAUUCCUAUAAUUCAGAGCACACAUUGAAGACUUCCUGGAAACUUUUGUAAAUCUUGCAACACAGCUGUCAAGAUACCAGUAUCCACUAUAUACCAUUGAGUUCUUUUUCUGCAGAUGAAGGAAAUGAGACAAAUUUUUCAUCUAUAAAAUGUCAUGAAAGAAAGUAAAGAUAGUUAAGUAUGGACAAAAGACAUUUAUAUACCUGUCCUAACAAAAUUAGGGCUGUUUAUGUUUGUUCUUAAAUUUAAAAAAUGAAAAAAAUGAAGUGUGUUUCUUGUUAGUGAACAGGCCUAUUUUUAAUGUUCUUGUUAUGAUGUAGAAAGAAUAAUCAAUUUAGUUACCCCCAACCAAAAAAAUUUUAAAAAUUAAAAAGGUAAUAUGGCAGAAGCUAAGCAAACUUGUAUGUAGCUGUAGGGAACCAUGUGACCUCUAGAUGGAUGUAAAACUUUGGUGUUUUCUCAUGCUGGUCAUUUCAUAUAUGGUUGAGGUUUUCUUUAAAGAAAGUAUAUUUAGGUAAUAAUUCACAGGGAGAGAGGGCUGAGGGUGAAAGUAAAUUGGCUGAGGAAGGGCUAGGGAGCUGUCCACUUCUUGGGUUCUUUCCCUUUUAGUACACAGUGGUUUCCUUAUUCACAGUCCUAGUUAUGGUCACAGAGAGAACUUGCUAGUGUUUUCCUUCUUGUACCUGCUUAUGCAGAACUCAAGUAUAUGAAAAAUUCAUAUGUCUUGAAGAGUGCCAAAACAUUUAUAUUCUGAAUACAGUUUGACCAUAAUUGCUUUGGCUACCAGUUUAAACCUAAUUCUUCAAAAAGCAUGAACUAGUUUUCAUUCAUUAGCCCCUGAAUGUGAUAUGGUUUUCAACAUAAAUGAAUUUGAUUUUUCAGUUACAAUAAUAGAAGAUUUAUUGGCAUAAAUUGUAGUCAAAAACUGUAAGGCAACCAGACAGUGAAAGUUGAUAUUGUAUUAAUUUAAUAGGAAUCCUGUGGUGUGUGAUUUAAAAUAUUUGUAAAAUGUCACUGUGAAUUUCCUGUUUUCUUUUUGUAAUUCUUUAACAAAGAAUUUCUCCUGUGAAUAGUAACUAACAGUAUUGAUAUUACUAAAAACUAAUUUUAAAAAUUGGCAUUGUAACCAAGUUGAGGUGCUUAGGAAAGGUUGUGGAAUAAGUUAGAGGAAACAUUAGCUGACCCAGAUGAGAGAUUUUAAUGCCCUACCACUGUAACAGAACCUCAUUUUGGUAUAAUUCUAGACCUUUGCUUCUUGUGUGAUCCAAGGACCAGUAAGUAGGAUUGGCAUCACCUGGCAUCUUGUUAAAAAUGCAGGAUUUCAGGGCCACCCCAGAUCUACUGAGUCAGAAUCUGCAUGUUAGCAAGAUCCACAAGUGAUUUUUAUAUGCUCAUUAGAGUUUGAGAAGAGAGUUUCAGAGUACAAUUUGUCUAAUAUGUAGAAUUCUCAGUGGUCUUACAGUCCUAGAUUAAAUAUGUUAGAUGCUAGAUCAUUGCAAUCUUCAUUGUUUUUGACAGCUAAUGAAUUUUUUAAUAACAUUGACACAUGACUUCUUAAGUCCUCUAAUUCUAAAUUUCUAAUGAUCCUCAUUUAUUUUUGUAAUAAAAUGUAACAUUUUGUAUUUUUCUUGUUUCUCAUAAAUGGAAUCAGCUGUGGAUGCCAGCAAUUUUAAGUGUGAAAGGGGCACCACCCUUUUAUACAAUGCACAACAAAUUUACAUGUGUAUAUAUAUUCUUUUAAAAAAUCUCCGAAGGCUUCCUCCUUGGAGUGGUUCUGAAUUUUUGCUCCUAGUGACGUGCACUAAUUGAUUUUCUGUAAUGUGGAGUUAUGUUAAUAAAAUUCUUUUAUAGUACCUGUGAUACUAUUUCAAAUAAGGAUUAUACAUUGAAUGUUUUUACAGCAGUUAUGAAAAUUGGAUGAUAUUAGCUGUGGCAACAAUUGUUAUUAUCCCUACUACUCUCUCCACUCAACUUAAGUUGAGGUGGCUUUUGUAGGUCACUUUCCUAUAAAUAUACUAAUGCUCACAGACCUCCUGUGUAUCCAGAAUAAUACCUUUUAUCAUGAGAAGGAUUCCAGACAAAAUUGGAGUCUCGUACCCUGUAGUUCAGAGGAUCUUGGCAAAAAUUACAGCUCCAUUCCACAAUUUAAACCUCUAGGGAUUCUUGAAAUCAUCUAGCCUCUCACUCUUGAAAACUCAACUGCCUGGGAUGUUCCUGUGAAGCUGGACCCAGCACUGGCCUUUUGGAAUCCAAGUAGGAAGAGAUACAAAAUCGAUUUUUCAAGGGUGUGUCCCAGAGUACCCAGAGGAAAUGUCUUCCCUGUUCUCCCUGAAGACACAGGAAAGCGCCCUGGAGACCCUGUACAUCAGUACCUUGGAACUUUUUAAGGCAAGCUCCGUAGAUUUGAAGGGUAGAAAUUCUCACUCAUUAAAUGAUGACUGAAGUUUGUUUUCAAAAAGCAGUAUUUUACUGUCCUUUUGAAUUGUGAAGCAACUGUUCAGCAAACAUUACUUAGUUUUUAAAAAGUUGAAUUAAAGGGAAACAUUUUUUAAAACAAAAUAGAUCAAAAUGAUCCCAGUUUUAAGGAACUUUGCCUAUUUUGGAAGAAUAAAACUAAAAUGUUAAAACUAUUAGAUUAUGUAAGAAAAAAUGUACUCAGAGACACCAUUUUAAACAAAUAUUUUAAAUGAGUCAGUUAACAUUUGAGUCUGCACAAUAAGUCUUUAUUAAAGGGAAGUACAUCAAGGAAAUACAUAUGUUAAAUAAU